Nestor notabilis (Kea) is the source of this 4011-nucleotide messenger RNA. Its product is annotated as ras GTPase-activating-like protein IQGAP1. The record is from RefSeq and is a predicted model, not a curated record. Lineage: Eukaryota; Metazoa; Chordata; Aves; Psittaciformes; Psittacidae. Gene Ontology annotation, cellular component: cytoplasm. The transcript is spliced from 30 exons. Gene Ontology annotation, biological process: regulation of GTPase activity; regulation of actin cytoskeleton organization. Gene Ontology annotation, molecular function: actin filament binding; GTPase activator activity; calmodulin binding. The annotation marks the transcript as partial.
GUGGAUGGAGGUCUGUUUGGAGGAAGAGCUGCCCCCAACUACGGAGCUGGAGGAAGGCUUAAGAAAUGGCGUUUACCUUGCCAAGCUUGCGAAAUUCUUUGCCCCUAACGUGGUGUCAGACAAAAAGAUAUACGAUGUGGAGCAGGCACGCUAUAAGCGAUCUGGCCUUCAUUUUCGGCACACUGACAAUACUGUGCAGUGGUUAAGAGCAAUGGAGUCCAUUGGUUUGCCUAAGAUCUUUUAUCCAGAGACUACGGAUGUCUAUGAUAGGAAAAACAUCCCUAGGAUGAUAUAUUGCAUUCACGCUCUAAGUUUAUAUCUGUUCAAACUAGGAUUAGCACCACAAAUCCAGGACCUAUUGGGAAAAGUAGACUUCACAGAGGAAGAAAUCAGCAACAUGCGAAAGGAGUUAGAGAAGUACGGUAUACAGAUGCCAUCUUUUAGUAAAAUUGGUGGGAUUCUGGCCAGUGAAUUAUCAGUGGAUGAAGCUGCGUUGCAUGCAGCAGUAAUAGCAAUUAAUGAAGCUAUUGAGAAGGGAAUAGCUGAGCAAACCAUUGUAACUCUAAGGAACCCAAAUGCAGUGUUGCUAAAUGUGGAUGAAGAACUUGCACAAGACUAUCAGAAUGAACUCUUUGAAGCUAAAAGGAGAAAACAAUCAAAUGCAAGACUUAAGGUAGUGAAUGGCACAAUCUCUGAAGAAGAGAGAGAUGUCUAUGAGGAGCUGCUGACACAAGCUGAGAUUCAAGGCAAUAUCAAUAAGAUAAACAUUCAUAUAGCUUUAGUCCAAGUGAAUGAGGCUAUUGACCAGCAAGAUGAAGUGGCACUGAUGGCGGGUUUGAACCGUCCUGCUCUGAGCCUUCUUGAAGUUCUGCCACAAAAUUCCUCAUGGUACCUAUUGCAAUUGUGUGAUUCUAAAGAAAAGAAAAUGCAGAUAGCAGGGGUUCCAAAUAUGCUCGACAAAAGUGAAAUACAGAAUGAAGUUAGUGUUGCCAAUGCGGAAGCUGAGGCUCACAAGCUUAAACUUAUAGCAGUUGACAAUAUCAAUACUACAAUUCGUAACUGUGAUCCUAGUAAAACACUGGUUGCACUGAUGAAACCGGAGGCGCAGCUGCCUGUUGUUCACCCAUUUGCUGCUGUUUUCUAUCAGACUGAGCUGUUCAACCUCCAACAACAGAAUGCUGUGAACUACUUGGCACAUGAUGAACUAUCUAUUGCAGUAGAAAUGUUGUCAGCUGUUGUGUUGCUAAACCAGGCCUUGGAAAAUAAGGACCUCCUAAUGAUAAAGAAUCAUCUCAGAACCCCAUGUAUUGGCUUCAAUAAUCUGGAAGAGGAAAACUUUCAACGUUAUGCUGAUACACUAUUGUCUAUUAAGUCAGAGGCUUCAUCUCAAGGCCAAGAUUAUUUAAGCUGGAAUGAUAUCCAGAACUGCAUUGACAUGGUUAAUAUGCAAAUUAAAGAAGAAAAUGAAAGAAUCAUUGCAAUUGGCCAGAUUAAUGAAGCAAUUGACCAAGGAAAUCCUGAGAAAACUCUAGAAACCCUGCUGUUGCCCACAGCCAAGCUGCAAGAUGUGAGACCAGUAAAUGCAAGGCAUUACCAGGAUGUUCUGCACCAUGCCAAAGCACAAAAAUGCAAGGAAUCCCAAGAUGAAUCAGCACUUCUGUGGCUGGAUGAAAUACAAAAAGGAAUCAGUGAUGGCAAUAAUAAUAUAGAAGAGGCGGCAAUCUUGGCUGUUGGAACAUCAGUGAUUAAUAAGAGCUUGGAGAAGGCUGAUUCACAGCCAGUUCUGAUGAUACUGCAGUCCAAGUUUGGAUUAAGAGUCAUUCCGGAGUGUGCUGAAACCUACUUCAGGAACCUCUCUGAAGCCAAGAAUCUGAAAGCCAGAGAAGAUUCUAAUGAAAGUCCAUGGAUUAAACUGGUAAUGAAAAAUACAUAUGAUUACUACUACAAUGUGGAAACCGAGGAAGGCACCUGUGAUGCUCCUGAAGGAGUUGUACCAAAAACUUCAUGGUUAACUGGUGAAGAAAUCCAGAGCAUUGUUGGGCAAGUUACAGCAGAUUACAACCGAGAGCAGCUGUGGCUUGCUAAUGAAAAUCUGAUUGUUCAGCUGCAAGCCCGAGCAAGGGGAUUCUUAGUCAGGAAACAUUAUCAGGAGAGAAAAGCAUACCUUCAAAACCAGGAACCAUCUGCCAUCAAAAUACAGGCUUUCUGGAAAGGAUACAAACAAAGGAAAAGCUAUGUGGACAGACUAAAGGUGCUUCAAGGCAAUGUUGCUGCUAUUGUUAAGAUUCAGUCAUGGGUCAAAAUGUGGCUAGCAAAGAGAGCUUACAGGAAACGUCUGCAAUACUUCAAGGAUCAUAAUGAUGAAAUUGUGAAGAUACAAGCAUUUCUCAGAGCAAACAAAGCCAGGGAGGACUACAGAACACUAAUUGGUGCUGAAAAUCCACCCCUGACUGUCCUGCGCAAAUUUGCUUACCUCUUGGACCAAAGUGACUUAGACUUCCAAGAAGAACUAGAAGUAACAAGGUUAAGGGAAGAAGUGGUUACAAAAAUUCGAUCCAAUCAGCAGCUGGAGAAGGACUUGAACUUAAUGGAUAUAAAGAUUGGACUGCUGGUGAAAAACAGAAUCACUCUUCAGGAUGUGGUACUGCACAGUAAGAAACUUAACAAAAAGAGCAAAAGUCAGCUGGAAGAGAUGGUUAUGGUUGACAAACAGGGUAUCAAAGGUUUGAGUAAAGAGAGAAGAAAGAAACUGGAGGCUUAUCAACAUUUAUUCUACCUUUUACAGACUAAUCCCACGUAUCUGGCGAAGCUGAUUUUCCAGAUGCCACAAAACAAAUCAACCAAGUUUAUGGAUACAGUCAUCUUUACUCUAUACAACUAUGCCUCCAAUCAACGAGAAGAGUAUCUCCUUCUCAAACUCUUCAAAACUGCUCUAGAAGAGGAGAUAAACUCUAAGGUAGACCAGAUACAGGAUAUCGUUACUGGAAACCCCACAGUUAUUAAGAUGGUCGUCAGCUUCAACCGAGGUGCUCGUGGACAGAAUACUCUGCGCCAGCUCCUGGCCCCUGUGGUGAAGGAGAUUAUGGAGGACAAGUCCCUCAUUAUAAACACUAGUCCUGUGGAUGUAUACAAGUCAUGGGUAAACCAGCUAGAAAUGCAGACUGGUGAGGCUAGCAAAUUGCCAUAUGAUGUAACCACAGAACAAGCACUGACACACACAGAAGUGGUUAAUAAACUGGAAUCAUCAAUUCAGAGUCUGCGAGCAGUAACUGACAAAGUUCUCACGAGCAUAUUCUCCUCUCUCAAUAUGAUGCCUUAUGGAAUGAGAUACAUAGCCAAAGUUCUGAAGAGCUCACUUCAUGAGAAAUUCCCAGACGCAACAGAAGAUGAACUACUAAAGAUUGUUGGCAACCUCCUGUACUAUCGCUACAUGAACCCUGCCAUUGUUGCUCCUGAUGGUUUUGAUAUCAUUGAUAUGACAGCUGGGGGCCAGAUACACCCUGACCAGAGGAGAAACCUAGGUUGUGUGGCAAAAGUCCUUCAGCAUGCUGCAUCUAACAAACUCUUUGAAGGAGAGAGUGAACAUCUAUCAUCUAUGAACACUUACCUCUCACAGACGUACCAGAAGUUCAGGAAUUUUUUUCAAGCAGCGUGUGAUGUUCCUGAACCAGAGGAGAAAUUCAAUAUUGAUGAAUACUCUGACAUGGUGACCCUUAGCAAACCUGUCAUAUAUAUCUCCAUUGAAGAAAUUAUCAAUACCCAUUCUCUACUGUUGGAACAUCAGGAUGCCAUUGCCACUGAGCCAAAUGACCUGCUGAAUGAAUUGCUGGAAGGACUGGGACCUGUUCCUGAUGUAGAGUCUUUCCUUGGGGAAGGAGCUGUUGAUCCCAAUGACCCCAACAGGGCAAGCACACUGAAUCAGCUUGCAAAAACAGAGAUAUCACUGUCUCUAACAAGCAAAUAUGAGUUACGAGAAGGUGAAGAUCAGGAUCUCAAAAGCCUGAUGAUAAA